Messenger RNA from Oryza brachyantha (malo sina), 1203 nucleotides. RefSeq names its product probable prolyl 4-hydroxylase 6. Gene Ontology annotation, cellular component: endoplasmic reticulum. The record is from RefSeq and is a predicted model, not a curated record. NCBI's taxonomy places the organism in Eukaryota, Viridiplantae, Streptophyta, Magnoliopsida, Poales, Poaceae. Gene Ontology annotation, biological process: peptidyl-proline hydroxylation to 4-hydroxy-L-proline. The transcript is spliced from 7 exons. Gene Ontology annotation, molecular function: procollagen-proline 4-dioxygenase activity; iron ion binding; L-ascorbic acid binding. The coding region runs from base 75 to 986 and encodes 303 amino acids.
GCGGAUCUGAUGUUCUUCUUCAGGGGAAGAGCUGAGAGCUCCAGGUUGCCGGAGCUGAAGGGGAAGAGGGGAUCAUGGGAUCUGGGAUUGGGGCUGUGCUGGUUCUUGUUGCAGCGUUCCUGGCGCUUGCACCGCCUUGUGCUAUGGCUUCUUCACGCAGGUUUGACCUGAGUAUUGCACAAGAAAAAAUAGCGAACACCACAAGUGACUCAACUGCUUCAAGCUCACAGCUUGUUUUGGACCCUUCAAAAUCUAAGAGACUCUCAUGGCAUCCAAGGGUCUUCUUGUAUGAAGGUUUUCUUUCUGACAUGGAGUGCGACCACUUAGUAACUAUGGCACGUGGUAACAUGGAGUCAUCUUUAGUAGUUACUGAUGGUGCUAGAAAUAGUUCCUAUAACAACAUUGAGGAUGCACUUGUUUCCAAGAUUGAGGAAAGGAUAUCAUUAUGGAGCUUUCUUCCAAAAGAAUAUGGAGAGAGCAUUCAACUUUUGAAGUAUGUAGUGAACAGAAAUGGCAAUAUCAAGGAUGAACCUAAAUCAAGCAGUGGUGGCAAUAGGCUUGCGACCAUUUUCAUGUUUCUUUCUGAUGUCAAGCAAGGUGGUGAAACUGUUUUCCCCAGAUCUGAGAUGAAGGAUGCUCAAGCUGAGGAGGGGGCACCAUCUCAAUGUGCUGGUUAUGCAGUGCGGCCUGCUAAGGGCAAUGCUAUCCUGCUGUUCAAUUUAAGGCCCGAUGGAGAAACAGAUCAGGAUAGUCAAUAUGAAGAAUGUCCUGUCCUUGAAGGAGAGAAAUGGCUAGCCAUAAAACACAUACAUUUGAGAAAAAAUGAUCCUCCAAAAUCAUUACUGGCAUCUGAGGAUGAGUGCACAGAUGAAGAAGAUAGAUGUGUCAGUUGGGCUGCUAGUGGUGAGUGUGACAGGAAUCCAGUCUUCAUGAUAGGAAGCCCAGACUACUAUGGCUCUUGUCGAAAGAGCUGUCGAGUGUGCUGAAUGUUUUGCAGUUUUUGCCAGUAGAAAUAUUGAUGUCAUAGGCAGAUUUAACAAACUGUAUAUUUUGCCUGAUUUCUUUUACGAUUUUUUCUUCAUGUUUUUUAGGAGAGUUCAGUUUGGAGUUCAUGGAUUGAUCAAAUUCCCAAAUUGUGGAAAUAACUGUUUCAUUGGAUGAUUGGCUGUGUUCUUUUAAUUGAUGAAAAUCAUCUGACUUUUU